UCCCGGGGAGGUGCAGGUGCCUUCGAUGACGAGGAAUGCGAGGGCCAAGUUGGGAAGGCGGUGGUUGGAAAGGGGAGGGCGGUGGUGAGGAGGGGGAGGGCGGUGGUGAGGAGGAGGAGGGCGGUGGUGAGGGGGACGCCGGUAACGAAGGAGAUGUUGAAGGUGAGGACGAUGGCAUGUACGAGGAAAGAGACGAUGUUGGUGAGGAAGUCGAAGACAAUCGCUUCUCCCAAUUUCACCGUCGCCACCAUAACGAAUCGCAGGGGCGCCGUGAGGACGACGCCUGCCGCGUCGGUGACGCAGUCGAUGCUGGUGGCCAGCCUGCAGCCUCCCUCGGAAUGUCGCAGUCCUAUGACGAGACGAAGGAUGAGAGAGACGAACCUGGCUCACAGGGAAAGCGAAAGAGGGGAGAGGUGUCGACCUCUCCUGCGAGUCGAACAAAACAGGCGAGGGCCGACGCCGUCAAUGAAGCUCGCGGAGCGUUAAUGACAUCACAAGAAGCGCGGGCUCCUCGGAAAACUGGUGGGGGGGGACGAAGUGGCAGCCGUGGGGGCGGUCGCGGCGGCGGUAGGAAAGGCUCCCAGAGGUCCAGGGCACCUGAGCUGCGGGACUCGGGGGAUGAGGGCGAGGGGGUGGGGCCUCGCAUGCCCGAAGACAUUGAAGAGUUGGUUCAGCACGCCGCGCCCGUGGACACGACACGAUGUUUCUUCCUCGAAUACGACGAACAGGGCUUCGCCAGGCAAGACGUCCAAGUUGUUAACAUCGACGUUAAUAGGAUCAAACCCAUUCCCCGUGGGAAGAUCCUUUUUAACCACCGUUCAAACAUUGUGAGAGGCAUCGAGAGUGUCAUAGAAAGCUCCAUCAGUGCUGACCCGGGGGUGUGGGAUAGACCUGAGCUCGUUCUUGCGCCGGUUGACCCAACCGUCAUCGUCGGCGGGCAGGGCAGGCGAAUCACGCUGGACGAGUUCUUCCAAAGAGAUUCUGCAGAGUUCGACUGCUACGCUGUCUGCGGUCAGCAUACUGCCGAGGCCAUGAAACGGUUGGUUGCAAAGGACACCCCCGCGGUCAAAAUCUACGGCCUCCGCACGAUUGAGGCACUCAAUGCUAAGGUCAGCAAAAAGGAUGUCGUCACCGUUGCGCAUCAGAAAACGUGGCAGAACUUCCUGAGGGUCUGCAUGGGGAAGGCGUGCGACAUGGCGUUCGUGAAACAGGCACUCGACAACGAAUACACCAAGGAUUGGAGUAACAAACUUCGGGGGUACCUGAACCUCACCAAGUCCACCCGCACGGUUUGGCGGCUGGUGGAGAAGUUCUUCGCUAUGUUCGAGGAGGGUAAGCUGCCAAUCGGCGACGACAAGAUCUCACUUGAGAUGCCGGGGAGGAUGGAGGGGCGCCUGCCUGGCCCGUACACCGACGAGAACAAGGGACAAUGGACUUUGUACCACUGCAUAUAUGCGAGAGAUGGUCCCAAGGGCUCCACCGUGUCCUGGAAGGAUUUGUGUACUACGUACUUCAAGAACUUCGGGGACAUGACAUGCCGCGAGAGAGAAGUCGCGCUACUCCUGCUCAUGUCAGGGAAAGUGGUGGCAACAAAAGUGAGAGUCACGCCUCCGAGGGUGAACACAUUGUGUCUCCUCGACAUUAUGCGCAAGGAGAGAUACAUGGUCCGCAUGUUCAACUACGUCGUGUUUCACGCCGAGGGAAGGGCAGGGGACAAAUGGAAUGACGACUUCUUCAUGUCGUACAAGGACCUGGAAGAGAGGUAUGCUUCAAACGGGUUAUGCGUAGAUGAAUGGGAGAAGCAACAGGAGAAGUUGCAUAGCAACUUAGUGAAGACGAUCCCUUGGCGACCCGGAGGAGUGGAGGAGGUGAGACAAGGUGCGGGCUUGGGGCCUACAGAAGUGAUGUACAAGGAGGCUCCGUUUCACUUCAAGGUCUUUAUAUACACCACAAUCGAUAAGCUUGAUAUGCUCCGAGCGGAGGUGAAACGGAUCUCCUCCAGUGCACGCCAUCUUGUGUGGGACAAACUCGGCAGGCAGACCACAUUGCUUCAUGUAUGCAUGCGGUCAAAGGAGGUUAUGGCGGCGUCCGUCGACAUCGUCGCAGCCGCACAAAAAAUGGCAUGCAGGGCCGCCAUCGUGGACAUCUCGGCCGCAAAUUUCAGCAGGGCAUGGACGUCGCAGGACUUCGAUGCACUAUACGCAAUGAUGGUGAAGUGUUGUGGUCCAAAUUGGGUCCUCUUCUUCUUUGCAUCGCAAAAUGUGCAAAGUGAUGUCUUGCGUCAAUUGUACCGUUGGGAGGACAUCGAGCUCAUCCCCGGGUCAUGUAAACGCGUGGACAGGCCGCCGAGCGACGUCACAAGGUACGACAACAUCGCUACGAGCAGUCGGGACCUGAUGGCGAUCGUGUUGCACGUUGAAGGAGGGGAUUUGAAAAAAGUAAUUGUCGCACCCCGACUUCACAACGAUCUCACCGAAGUGCAUGUUGUGGAGGAAAAGUUUGGGAAGUGUCUCGGAAAACACGGUGGCGUCGAAGGCGACGAAAGUGCCGCAUACUCAAUUUGGGAGCGAGAACCUGGCAAGUUGCGGAAGUUGUGCAGUUCAUUCGUGGGAGAGGCGGAAGGUAAUAAUGCCAUUGCCUAUGACAAGUCGGCCAAGGACAUUGCAUACUUGACAAAGUUCGUCGACAUACUUGUUAAGGAUGGGAGAUUCGAGUGCCGCCUCGAGAAGCCGCGUGCCACACAUCGCACUAACAGAGAUAUGUACCACAAGUUGGGACCGAAAAGACUGAAGGUGUGGGAAUACCUGUUCCGCGAUGCGCCGGAUGGACGCCUUGAUGGGGGAUACAUAUAUAGGAAAGCCAAGGUGACCGAGACCCUCAAAUAUUAUCACGGUGCUCUAACUGGCGCCUUCGAGACAUUCGUUGCUCGAUGCGAGAUCUUGAGGUUUGAUCUUCACAAAGAUAAACUGACGUUUAAGGACUAUGAAGACAUCGCUAAAUCGGGUGAAGGCUUUAACCCUGUUGACAUCGAGGAAGACUCGUCGGACUCCGACCUCGAGAUCGAAAAGGACACCAAUGCAACCGGGUGGUGUGGGAAGUCUGCUGCCAUGGAGCACAGCGUCAAGGGAUAUGAACCGGGUCAAUCAGAGGGAUGCUCAAACCUGCCACCCACGAACAUUGUGGCCUCGGGUGUGGACCGGGUUGUAUGUACGCCUGUGGAAGACGACGAAGACGAUGACCUUGAUAUUCCUGCUCAGCCAAUGAAGCUGGCGCCAGGCGAUCCGAUUCCUCCCAAAUUUUGUGCGGAUCCAAACAAUGUGUAUUUCUUGGAUGAAAAAUACUCUUGCACUAGUGAGGACAAGUGGGGCCAUGAUAUCAUUUGGCAUGACGGCAUUUUCGAGCCAUGUAUCCAAGGCGGGGAGUGGAAAAUGGCGGUGAAGUAUGUUGAGCGCGCCGCCACGCUCGAGAGCAUGGGAGAAGAUGCCGCCCCUGCGCCCGAGGCGGCCACAGAGAACACGAUGGGUGAACAAAGGGAAGAUGGCGGGACGAUGUUGGGCGUGAAGCCUUCGUUGCCACAGGCGGGGAACACGCCCGCAGACAAAAACACCAUCGGAGCCAUCUCUGUCGCAACAGGGGAUACAUCACAAGGUGAAAAAGUGUCACUCAACAAGCCGACGGAUGCGGGCGCCACAUACGGGAGUCUCCUCGCGACAGGUGCGGCGCUGACAGGCACAUCGGAGAUGGUGUCAGAGUCCACUGCUGGGAUGGGCGUCACGGGGAUGUCGUUGCAUCUGCCCACAUGCACUAGCAAAGGUGACGCACACUGUACAACAACACCACAGGGAGGGGUCACAGGGGAUGACGGGAAUGGGGGAAAUGCAGGGGGGUCUCCACGUUCUCGCAAUAUUGAGGACAUGACGACGGACGAUGAGGAUGGGGUAGAAGGCGGAAAGGGCGUGAGCGAUCUCACGCGUGCAGAAAAUGAGGGGUGAGACAGGGAAUGAACUUGAGGGGAAUCC
Messenger RNA from Chara braunii, 4019 nucleotides. The record is from the annotation of a GenBank genome assembly. Lineage: Eukaryota; Viridiplantae; Streptophyta; Charophyceae; Charales; Characeae.